CAUCAGCUGUUAGCUUGUAGCUUUAGCGCUUCAAUAACACGAGUGAAAGUCAGAAAGUCGAACCCGGCGGUGACAUCAUGGCGGCCGCUCCUUCCCGAGCCCCGCGGGAGGAAGACACCAACCAUAAACUACAUUUCCGGGCGAUAAACGAUCAACAAGUGGACGAAAUCUGCAUUGAUUUAUUCUACAAGCCGCACACCAUCAGCCUGCUGACGGCCACGGUGCUCAGCCUCAUGUACUUUGCGUUCACCAGGAAUGACGAGAACUCAGACAACAAUCUGCGAGUUGGUCUCAUUGUGGCAGUUUCCUUCUUCUUGGUCGUCAGUGUCCUUGCUUUUCCCAAUGGACCUUUUAUCAGGCCUCAUCCGGCGAUAUGGAGAAUUGUGUUUGGUCUCAGUGUUCUGUACUUCCUGUUCCUGGUUUUCAUCAUCUUCCUCAACUGGAACCAAGUGAAGUCUCUGAUGUACUGGCUGGACCCAAAUCUGCGCUACGCCAAACGGGAAGCCGACAUUAUGGAAUAUGCUGUAAACUGCACAGUGAUAACAUGGGAGCGAGUCCUGAGCCACUUUGACAUCUUUGCGUUCGGCCACUUUGCCGGCUGGGCCCUGAAGGCUCUGCUCAUCCGCAGCUACGGCCUCUGCUGGACCAUCAGCAUCACCUGGGAACUAACAGAGCUGUUUUUCAUGCAUCUUCUGCCAAACUUUGCGGAGUGCUGGUGGGAUCAGGUGAUACUGGACAUCCUGUUGUGUAAUGGAGGAGGCAUCUGGCUGGGAAUGACCGCCUGCCGCUUUCUGGAGAUGAGGACCUACCGCUGGGCCAGUAUCAAGGAAAUCCACACCACCACGGGAAAGAUAAAGCGAGCCGUGCUCCAGUUCACCCCGGCCAGUUGGACCUACGUGCGCUGGCUUGACCCGAAGUCGUCCUUCCAGAGACUUGCAGGCAUCUACCUCUUCAUGAUCUUAUGGCAGCUGACGGAGCUGAACGCCUUCUUCCUCAAACACGUCUUCGUCUUCCAGGUGUCUCACCCUCUCAGCUGGUGUCGCAUUCUCCUCCUUGCAUCCAUCACUGCACCCACUGUUCGGCAGUACUAUGCGUAUCUGACAGACACCCAGUGCAAACGAGUGGGCACCCAGUGUUGGGUGUUUGGAGUCAUUACUUCCGUGGAGGCUCUUGCCUGUGUGAAAUUUGGAUAUGACUUAUUUUCCAAGACAGAGAUUAGUUAUGUUCUUCUGUGGCUACUCUGCCUGGCACUCAUCACACUUCUGUGUUUAUAUGGGAUGGUUUGGUUUGAACAGAAUAAACUGAAGGGCCUUUCUGUGCAGUGUGAGGACUGUGAUAACCGCGGUGUGGUCGACAUCUGUGAUAGCAUCCUAGACAAUGUUGUCGGUCAGAAAGAGACAUCGAGAGGUCCAGCACCCACAAAACAGAAGAAAGUCUCGGGGAGGAACAGAUUAGUGAAUGGCCACAGAGGAAAAAAACACACAUUUUCUCUGAAAAAAUCAACAAUGUGAAAAACGUCAUGCACCUAAAUCUUCAGAAUAAUUGUGGUGAGUUACAUAAAGGUUUUAAUGAACCCACAGACCAAGAAGACAAACAAAAGAAAACGCCAUCAAACCUGGACGCUCUGUUGGAACUUAUCAAGUUGAAAUGGUGGAUGUUGGACUUCAAAAACAUUUAUGCUGACAUUAGCAUCAUCGUAUACAUUUUCUACCUGAAACUACUGAAUGUUGUCAUUUUUUACACUGUGGGACAGAUGUUAUGUCCAGUCAAGGACGUACCAGCUUUACCGGGUGGUCUAGUUAGGAAACUCUUCCACACCACCUACCGGACUGUUUGUAUUUUUAUGUAGGUAUAUGCUAUAGUCAUUCAGUUAUAUUUAAGGAGGCUGUUUUUUGGUGGAGGCAUGAGCUCUGACUGCCGUUCUACUGUAGCUGCCAUAAAUGAAAAAAUGUUUGCACUUUUCUCGAUACAGUUAACCAACGGUGUUUCUACUUAACUACCUGCAUUUCAUCAGUUACACAGCAUCAUUUUUCUCUACUUAAAUUGAAAAAACAAACCAACAAGCCUUUUUUACAAAUGCCAAGUGUGAUUUUUGCAAUUUUGUGUGCGUUUGUAAUUCGGGAGAAGUGUAAUAAGUGUGUGUCAUGUUGUGACUAAAGACUGUGACAUUUAAUAUGAUAGUGCCCCACAUGGUGACAAUCAGUAACAGAGGAGAAUCACACGGGGGAAAUCCUCCUGUUCAUUUCAUUUUGAGUCGUAGCUUUAAUACAAUGUGAAGUUAAUAUGACCCGGUGACUGUUUCACAUAAAUUGAAUUAACAUUUAUUAUUUCCAAUGCACUACUUGGUGUUAGAGCUUUGAUUUUAUAUGGGUGUUUUUAUGUACAUGAAUAAUUGGGAAAGUUUGUGGGGUAUUUGUUUUUAUAACAAAGUGAUUAAAUAUGGAUGUUACAACACAAAA
This is a messenger RNA of Limanda limanda (common dab), 2459 nucleotides long. It is a transcript of the gene ptdss1b, whose product is annotated as phosphatidylserine synthase 1b. Gene Ontology annotation, biological process: phosphatidylserine biosynthetic process. The record is from RefSeq and is a predicted model, not a curated record. NCBI's taxonomy places the organism in Eukaryota, Metazoa, Chordata, Actinopteri, Pleuronectiformes, Pleuronectidae. The coding region runs from base 78 to 1511 and encodes 477 amino acids. The transcript is spliced from 13 exons. Gene Ontology annotation, molecular function: L-serine-phosphatidylethanolamine phosphatidyltransferase activity.